Molecule: messenger RNA, 2800 nt
Organism: Halichondria panicea
Lineage: Eukaryota; Metazoa; Porifera; Demospongiae; Suberitida; Halichondriidae
Exons: 11
Coding region: 108-2678 (856 amino acids)
Biological process (GO): translational initiation
Cellular component (GO): eukaryotic translation initiation factor 4F complex
Molecular function (GO): translation initiation factor activity; RNA 7-methylguanosine cap binding
Source: RefSeq, a predicted model, not a curated record
UUAUGAACUUGAACAGGAUGUAAACAGUGCAAACAUGUGAAUGGUGCUUUGUUGUGAAGCCAAGCUCCAUCAUACAUCCAAGCAAGCCUAGCAUCGUUCAAGUAGCCAUGUCGAGCUACAUUCUGCAGCAGACAGUUCAUAAAGAAAGACUAGGGCCAAUGGAACCUGAAGUUCAGCUACAAAAGUUUGCAGGCAACACCAUGAGACCUUACUCAUGCCACACUCAGAGUCACAUUGCGAGCCUAGCACCACAGAAUGGCAUCCCCAAGGCCUUGAAAGGCAUUUCUAGACGUUCUGAGAGCAAAUUGUCCAGACCUGUACCUAGCCAAGAAUCAAGUUGUAAGGCUUCCAAAGAAAAUCCAUCAGUAGCAGUCAAUAGAGGGUCUGCAAGCUCAGAUAGAGGGCAAACUAGGGGAGCUCAUGCAUAUGAAAGGAAGAAAAAGAGUAACAAUAUUCCCCCAAGAUUCAGAGCGGAAAACCAUAGGAGACAGAGUAACAAGACCAAUGGAGAGACCUCUGCUCACACUUCUCAGCCCAAGAAAAAGUCAGAUAAAAAAGCUGAAAUGGUCAAGGUGAUGUCUCCCAUUACAUCCAGCUGUAUAGACACCACACACAGUCAACUGGAGAAGCAAAGUGUUGAGGUGGACUGUACUGGUGCUUCUGAGAAUGGAGGCCAACCUCAGUCUCUCCGAUUAUCUGAGCCUAGGAUGACGGUUGACCUGACGUUCUCUGCUCAACUCUCCCCACCCAGUACCUCCAGGAGAUCUAGUCUGGCUGCAAGUGACACCGAUGAAGAGCUCUUCCAGGAUGCACUGAGCUACCUCCCAGUUCCAGUGCGUAGUGGCAUGAGCAGCACCACCUCCUCAGCCUUCGUCACACCGGCCUCGUCUCGUUCCCAAUCCCCCGUCCACCACGUGCACGUGAGGGAGGGUGUGGACUCACUGCAUGACUCACUUAAGAAGCUCGAACAAGAACAAGAACUCGAUUCGUUCAAUAAUGUCUCACCUGAAGAUUCACCAUCUUGUGGUAGUCAUGUGACACUCAUCGAUGAUCAUGUGAUCGAAUCAGAUGCUCCCCCAAAUUUCCCGUACACAUUCAUUCAUAACUCACAAAUACACAAUGAACCGAAAAAUCAGCCGAUGGUAAAAAAUUACUCGAAUGAUACUGUAUUCCAAAUGGUGGUCGGUGACAUUGAGGUAGAAGUGAAUGGACAAGAAUACAACAAGUGUACAUUCGAGUGUCCCUUUUCUCCCGUGGAACUCAACGAUGAGGAACACGACAGCGGGUGUGGAAUGAGCAUUGGAUCACCCUCCAAGUCAAUAAUAAAGCACAAAGAAAAGCGACCCGGUCUCAUCUACAUACCGCAGGAGCUCUCUCAUCAGAUCCCUCGUGGGCGAAGUAGUUUUGAAUUCAGUUCUCUAUCGACAGCUAGUCCUCAAUCGAGCAUCUGCUCCACCUCUCCCCUCUCCCUUUCGCCAUCUCCCACACCGCCAUUGUCCAGCACACAACAGUCAACUGUUGAAGUAUUUCAGCAGUGGCCCGAUCUUAGCACUAAAGCUCCUCCUCACCCACCCCCCGUGGAUCAUCUGUGUCCGAAUAGUGUUACCCAUCGUCCAACACAGGAGGAAAAGUUUCGAAUGGAGCAAUGGCGCAGUAAUCUACUAGCACAGCUGAGACAACAGCAAGAGAAGCUGGAUCAAAAGAAGAUGCAAAAAGAACAAGAAAUGUCUCUCCCCCCACAAUUUCAUCAUAUGUUCCUGACACGCAAUGGCACCCCUCCACUCUCUGCACAUGCUCCACAGCCUCCACACAGGUCACUACCUCCCAGUUUCUUCCCCCCCUUCCCUCCACACUCCACACCUAUGUUCAUGCCACCACCCCCACCGCAUAUGUUCGAGAGACCUCCACAACCUCUCAACUUUACAUACCCACCAGCAGAUGGCGGCAAUCUCCCAACUAGCUGGCCUAGCAGCGAGACACACAAAGAAGACCCACAACCAAUCAAACCUGUUCCAGCGAAGAGCACUCACUCUCUGUGUGAUACUUGGGUUCUGUGGUAUGACAAGAUCAUUGGGAGUCAUAGGAACAGUUUCUCUGACUACAAGGCAUCACUUAAACAAAUUUACACCAUCACAUCAGUAGAGGAGUUUUGGAAGCUGUUCAACAACAUCAAACCUCCCAGUGCCCUGGAGAACAGCACCAACUACCACUUCUUCAAAGCUGGCAUCAACCCGUUGUGGGAGGACCCUGCCAAUCAGCCGGGAGGCAAGUGGGUACUCACCAUCAAGGAGAGCCCUCACAUCCUGGACAGAACCUGGUUGGAAGUGUUGUUGCUGCUGAUUGGCGGCAACUCAGUGAGGAGGAACCUCGUGAAUGGAGUGGUCAUGUCUAGACGCAAGAAGGGAAACAGAAUUGCUAUCUGGACUAAUCAGAAAAAGAAGAAAUCAAACCUAGCAAUAUGCAAAGAGCUGAUUGAAGCACUGAUCCUAGCUUGUGGUGUACAAAUGGACCAGCUACCAACAUUUGUGAAGCAGUUGGCAGAGUGCAAGAGUGGUCUGGGGUUGGUGUUCAUGCACCACACGGACUCACUCAAAAGUGGUUCCUCCUAUCAGAAUGAGUCGCACAUCAAGCUAAAGGACCACGUCCAGGACCUGUUACGUGAUCUCGGCUGCAGAUAGCAAGAACUAUAAAAGACAGUGCUGGCCACUUAGUGCAAUAAGACUAUUUUCAUGUCAAUUGUGUUAAUUCAUGUCAAUAUUGUUUAUGUGUCUAUAAUUAUAGUAAAAUUGAAAAUGUGAAA